Pygocentrus nattereri (red-bellied piranha) is the source of this 3022-nucleotide messenger RNA. RefSeq names its product scavenger receptor cysteine-rich type 1 protein M130-like. Gene Ontology annotation, cellular component: membrane. The transcript has 17 exons. The record is from RefSeq and is a predicted model, not a curated record. The coding region runs from base 49 to 2994 and encodes 981 amino acids. Lineage: Eukaryota; Metazoa; Chordata; Actinopteri; Characiformes; Serrasalmidae.
GCUUGUUCUGUUGCUGAGUUGAACGGACUGUGUGCAGGUCAGAGGGAGAUGGACAGCUGUGUGGCUCUCAUUCUACUGUCCUCCACAAUCUCACUCACCACAGCUGUCACUGUGAGGUUGGUGGAUGGUGGCAGUCGCUGUGCUGGGAGAGUGGAGGUUCUUCAUGAUGAUCAGUGGGGAACAGUGUGUAGUUAUAACUGGGAUGUGAGACAUGCUGCAGUGGUGUGUAGAGAGCUGGGCUGUGGAGAGGCUGUAGAUGUACUGAGUGAUGCUUACUUUGGACCAGGAUCAGGACCAAUCUGGAUGGAUGAUGUGGACUGUAAUGGAUCAGAGUCCACACUGAAGAGCUGUAGAUCAUCAGAUUGGGGUGAACAUGACUGUAAUCAUAAUGAAGAUGCUGGAGUCAUUUGUUCAGGUAAUCUUUGCAUCAGGCUGGUUGGUGGUUCUCGCUGCUCUGGGAGAGUGGAGGUGCUUCAUGGAGAGAUCUGGUCCACAGUGUGUGAUGCUGACUUUGACCAGCAGGAUGCAGAGGUUGUGUGUCGAGAGCUGGGCUGUGGGCUUCCUGUGGAGGUGCUGGGAGCAGCUGCUUUUGGUAGAGGGGAGGGUCAGGUGUGGUCAGAGGAGCUUCAGUGUAGAGGCAACGAAUCUCAGAUUCACUUCUGUCCAACAUCAUCUUCGCUCAAACACAACUGCACCCAUGACAGGGAUGUUGGACUGGUGUGCGCUGGUCACACUCAGGCUCAACUGGUGAACAGCUCUGACUCCUGUUCUGGUCGAGUGGAGCUCCAGUACCUCAGUGAGCGGGGCACAGUGUGUGAUGUAAGCUGGGAUAUGAGAGCUGCCAGUGUCCUCUGUGGUCAGCUGAACUGUGGGAGUGCUGUGGCUGUGUUGGGGUCAGACUGGUUUGGGGAGGGGAGUGGCCAGAUCUGGGCUGAUGUGUUUGAUUGUCAGGGGAACGAAACACAUCUGUCAAAAUGUCCCAUUUCAUCAUGGAGUCGAACUGCAUGCUCUCAUAAACAGGAUGCUGGAGUCAUCUGCAGUGAUUCCUCUCUGGCGUUACAUGAGGGACGAGUGCGGUUGUCUGGAGGGAUGGAGUGUGAGGGGGAGGUGGAGGUGUACUUUGGGCAGGACUGGAGGAGAGUUCUGCUGGACUCCUGGAGUGAGUCUGAGGCCUCUGUGUUCUGCAGACAGCUGGGCUGUGGCUCUAUGUUCAGCUUCUCCAGCUCCUCUACAUCCAGUCCUGAACACAGUCACAUGUGUGUGAUGGGUUUCAAUUGUUCUGGGAGUGAAGCUCAUCUGGGGACCUGCAGCAGUGCACAAGCAGUCAGCUGCAGCUCCAGAGAACAGCUCUCAAUCACCUGCUCUGGUAAGUUUAAUUCAGCUCACAGCUCCAUCAGGCUGGUUGGUUCUGGGGGAGACUGUGCAGGAAGGCUGGAGGUUUUCCACAGUGGCUCAUGGGGGACAGUGUGUGAUGACUUGUGGGAUAUUGAGGAUGCGCAGGUGGUGUGCAGACAGCUGCAGUGUGGAGUGGAUCUCAGUGCUCCGGUACCUGCACGUUUUGGACCUGGAACUGGACCCAUAUGGCUGAAUGAGGUGGAGUGCAAGGGGAGCGAGGCAUCCUUGUGGAGCUGCAAGUUUCAACUAUGUGAAGAGGACGAAUGUGGACACAAAGAAGACGUAGGGGUUGUGUGUUCAGAGUUUAAAGAGAUCAGACUCACUGAGGGCUAUGAGGGGAAUCUGGAAGUGUUCUACAAUGGAACCUGGGGUAAUGUGUGUGUAAAUGGGAUGGAUGAAGAAACAGCCAGUUUGAUCUGUCAAGAGCUGAACUGUGGAAGAUCUGGCAGUGAGUUCUGGGCCAAAGCAAGAGUGGAAUCAGCUCCUAACUGGCUGGAUGAUCUGAAAUGUAGGAAACAUGACUCCACUCUGUGGCAGUGUCCAUCUUCCCCCUGGAAACAGAACUACUGUAAUAAAAACAAUGAGGUGGCUCACAUUACCUGCUCAAAAGUUGAAAAUGAUCAUCUGUUACGAAGCCAUCAGAAAUGCUUCUCAUCCCCUCAUCACAGGAAGUGCUCAAAUCACGUCCCUCUCAGGCUGAGGGGAGGAAAGGGAAGUUGCUCUGGGAGACUGGAGGUGUAUCAUAACACUGAGUGGGGCUCUGUCUGUGAUGAUCUCUGGGACAUCAGGGAUGCUCAGGUUGUCUGCAGGCAGCUGGGCUGUGGGCCGGCGCUGAGUGCUGAUGGGAGUGCUGUCUUUGGUGCUGGUGUAGGGUCUAUCUGGCUGAACAGAGUGAAGUGUAGAGGGAAUGAGAUUCACCUGUGGGACUGUCCUCAUUCCCUGAAGGAACACACUGACUGCUCCCACAGGCAGGAUGCUGGAGUCACCUGUGCAGGCAUAUCUGUGCUUUCAACUGCUAUACCCAUAACAACAACCACUCCUCCAGAAAGUGUUCCACCAGUUGUUCCAUCUAUCUAUCCAGUGUCUCUCCUGGUUCUGGGAGUGGUUCUCUUCCUGGCCUUAGUGCUUCUGAUUGUGCUGUUUUACCAGUACAGAGUGCUCAGUAGAGGACUCUCUAAGAGGAGGCGUAAGACUCUGACUGAGGCAGUCUAUGAGGAGAUUGACUGCAGAUCCAUCACUAAAAGAAAUGACUUGAUUCACAAAGGACGUGUCCUCUCUGAAGAACAGCAUUCAGGAUUUGAGACUGUGGAUGAGCAGCUUCUCUCAGGUGAAUCAGCAAAAAAGGACACAGCAGAGAGCUAUGAUGACGUCAUCACUGCUGGGCAGAUCUCUGAUAGUGUAGCAGAGGACGUAGCAGAGAAUUAUGAUGAUGUCAUCACUGCUGAUCGGAACCCAGCUUUUGUAACAGAAGACAUAACAGAUAUCUAUGAUGAUGCUGUUACCACUGAACCAAACUCCAACAUUAUGACAGCAUUGGACACACCAGAGAACUAUGAUGAUGUCAUCACUUCUGUAUGUAGGAGAGGUAAAAGAUUAUGAUGUCAUGGAGGAGAAGCAUCAGACAGAG